Messenger RNA from Prorocentrum cordatum, 693 nucleotides. The record is from the annotation of a GenBank genome assembly. NCBI's taxonomy places the organism in Eukaryota, Dinophyceae, Prorocentrales, Prorocentraceae.
AUGGCGGAGAUCUCCAUCUGGGUGGGCAACCUGCCGCAGGGCACAACAACGGAUCAACUGCGUGCCGAGUUCGUGGCCAAGGGUGUCAAAACUAUGUCCGACGUCUUCAAGUUCCCCGAAAAGAAUUUUGGCUUCGUGCGGUUCACGAGCGACGAGGAGGCGCAGGCUGCCCUGGUGCAGGCGGCUGGCAUCACCAUCAACGGGGAGGCGGUGGAGAUGAAGAUCGCGAACAGCAAGAAGAAGUCCGGUGGCGACGGAUGGGGUGCGUGGGGCGGCGGCUGGGGCGGCGGUGGAUGGGGCCCCAUGAUGGGAUGGGGGGCGUGGGACCCCUGGAGCAUGUGGGGCGGGAAGGGCGGAUGGGGCCCGUACGGCGGCGGCAAGGGCGGGAAGGGCGGCGGCAACACCAAGUGGAACGGGGAGUACUCCAUCUGGGUGGGGGGGCUGCCCGAGGGCACGACUUCCGAGGAACUCAAGGAGGCCGUCACCACCGUUGGUGUGACCACCAUGGCAGACGUCUACGCUCCGCCGGGGAAGAACUUCGGCUUCAUACGCUUCGGCACGCAGGAGGAGGCCGAGGCGGCCUCGCAGCUGACCGCCAACGGCCUCACCAUCCGUGGGCAGACGGUCGAAGCGAGGCUGUCGAACACCGAGAAGCAGAAGCGCGCCGGCGGCGGCUGGGGCAAGGGCUGGUGA